AGAGAAAGAGAAAGAGCUUCACCUCAUUCAAUCGUCAUGCCUUCAACCGUUCCAUCACUUCUUCUUUUCAGCCUUCUCAUGUUUAAUAUGGCCGGUGCGUGUCAUAGUUUCCUUCCCUAUGCACAAUAUGUCGGAGCACGAGCCUAUAUACUUCAACAGAGAAUGGAAUGCAAAGGUGGAAAAGUUUACGAUAUCGAUAAUGUUCAAGACAUUGAGCAAUGUAAGGAAGCUUGUCGUCAAUUUGAUUGUGAUGCUGUAAACCUUUUCCAAGUUGGAGAGUUUGCUUUCAAAUGUGAAAUUCUCAGUUUUGUAUCCAACCUUCAACCUGCUAAUGGAGCUGCUUGCUAUUAUGCUCAAGAUGCCGUUGGUGCUGGUGGUAACAACAAUUAUAACGGAGGAUUUGGAUAUCCAGGUUAUGGAAGAAGAAAGUAGCCAUUUCUUGAAGAAAGACAUCGCCAUUGUACAUUCUCAUGUCAAAUAAUAAUUUACAUUCCGGAUAAUAAAUGAACUGUAUUUUCAUUUUCAAGUUGAUUGUUUUGAAAGUUCAAAUUUACCUGAAAGAAACCUAUUUUUGAGGUAAAAUAUGUACAUUAAAAAUUAUUCUUGUGAACAUAAUAAUGAUUGAGAAUAUAAAUGUUUUUAACAAAUU
Molecule: messenger RNA, 649 nt
Organism: Caenorhabditis elegans
Lineage: Eukaryota; Metazoa; Nematoda; Chromadorea; Rhabditida; Rhabditidae
Gene: H01G02.1
Product: Apple domain-containing protein
Exons: 3
Coding region: 37-432 (131 amino acids)
Source: RefSeq, marked reviewed